UCAGGCGGAUGCUUUAACCCUGCUGCGGAGUCCACCUUGUACUCAGCGUCCGCGCUGACCAUGCAGGAGCCACUGCUAAGAGACGAGGGUCUGGACUAUGAUACCUUCCCCGAGGCGUCCGCGUCGCCGAGAGAGAGGGCGCGGGCCGGGGCCUUGCAAAACAGAAGGGUGUUCCUGGCCACCUUUGCUGCUGUGCUGGGCAAUUUCAGCUUUGGGUAUGCCCUGGUCUACACGUCACCAGUCAUCCCUGCGCUGAAGCUCUCUUCUGACCCAGCACUACACCUGAACAAAAUCCAGGCAUCCUGGUUUGGGUCCGUGUUCACCUUGGGUGCCGCAGCUGGGGGCCUCAGUGCUAUGGUUCUCAAUGACCUUCUGGGCCGGAAGCUCAGCAUCAUGUUCUCAGCUGUCCCCUCAGUCAUUGGCUAUGCACUCAUGGCUGGUGCCCAUGGUCUCUGGAUGCUCCUGCUGGGGAGGAUGCUGACAGGCUUUGCCGGGGGACUCACCGCUGCCUGCAUCCCGGUGUAUGUGUCUGAGAUUGCACCCCCUGGUGUUCGUGGGGCCCUGGGGGCCACACCGCAGCUCAUGGCCGUGUUUGGAUCCCUGUCUCUCUAUGCCCUUGGUCUUUUGCUGCCUUGGAGAUGGCUUGCUGUGGCCGGGGAGGGGCCUGUUCUCAUCAUGAUCCUGCUGCUUAGCUUCAUGCCCAACUCGCCUCGCUUCCUGCUCUCAAAGGGCCGGGAUGAGGAGGCACUGCAGGCGCUGACCUGGCUUCGAGCUGACUCUGAAGUCCAUUGGGAGUUUGAGCAGAUCCAGGACAAUGUGCGGAAACAGAGUAGCCAAGUGUCAUGGGCAGAGGCCCGGGACCCCCGUGUGUACCGGCCUAUUCUCAUCGCAGUACUGAUGCGCUUUCUGCAGCAGCUGACAGGCAUCACACCCAUCCUCGUGUACCUGCAGACCAUCUUCGACAGCAUGUCUGUGGCGCUGCCCUCUCAGCAGGAUGCAGCCAUAGUGGGUGCUGUGAGGCUCGUGUCUGUGCUGAUUGCUGCUGUCACCAUGGACCUGGCUGGCCGUAAAGUCCUGCUCUAUGUGUCAGCAUCCAUCAUGCUUGUUGCCAACCUGACGCUGGGGCUGUACAUCCAGUUUGGUCCAAGGCCUCUGACCCCCAACAGCACUGUGGGACUGGAGAUCAUGACCCUGGGAAACACAGAACAGCCCCCAACUACAUCCUUUGAUUACCUCACUCUGAUACCCCUGCUGGCCACCAUGCUCUUCAUUAUGGGCUAUGCCAUGGGCUGGGGGCCCAUCACCUGGCUCCUCAUGUCUGAGGUUCUGCCCCUGCGUGCCCGUGGUGUUGCCUCCGGGCUCUGCGUGCUGGUCAGCUGGCUUACAGCCUUCAUUCUCACAAAGUACUUCCUGCUGGCAGUGAAUGCCUUCGGCCUCCAGGUGCCUUUCUUCUUCUUCUCGGCCAUCUGCUUGCUCAGUCUGCUCUUCACAGGCUUCUGUGUGCCUGAGACCAGGGGCCGCUCGCUGGAGCAGAUCGAGGCCUUCUUCCACACCCGCAGGAUGUCCUUCAGGCCCUAGUCAGGGGCUUGCUGUUAAGGGGCCAAACCACCAGGCCAGGCCUAUGCACUGGCACAGAUUCACACCUGCAACCAGGAGCAACAUCCCUGCCAUCAGCCAGAACACACUUCUACCAGUCCACCAACUAUGGGCUGGUAGGCCCCAGCUGAGGCAGCCUGCAGAGCUGUAAUACCUGAGCUGAGACCUGCAGGGGAGCAGACAGCCCAGCCCCAGACUGAGCAAAGGCUGUGCCUAAGGACAAGGCUGCCAGGGGACCUGGGGCUUAGUUCCUUACUCCUACAAGGGACACUGCUCAUGCAGGACCAUAUUGAGGACAGAGAACAGGGAUGGAGAUGGCUCUGUACAGGGACAUCAUCACAUCAUGCUGUUCUGGUCAACUGGUCAUGGGAAGGACAGGAUCCUGCACCCACAAGGGUCUGGGUAACUUGGGGAACACUGAACUUCCAAAGGCCAGAGUAUAGGACCCAUUCCAAUCUUGGGAUACCUCUAGUCUGCAAACUGUUAACUGUUUCUUCAAAAUAAAAGAACUGGGCCUGCAGCCUCAGGGAGGAAA
This is a messenger RNA of Phodopus roborovskii (desert hamster), 2131 nucleotides long. RefSeq names its product solute carrier family 2 member 6 (gene Slc2a6). Gene Ontology annotation, cellular component: membrane. The coding region runs from base 61 to 1578 and encodes 505 amino acids. NCBI's taxonomy places the organism in Eukaryota, Metazoa, Chordata, Mammalia, Rodentia, Cricetidae. Gene Ontology annotation, biological process: transmembrane transport. Gene Ontology annotation, molecular function: transmembrane transporter activity. The transcript has 10 exons. The record is from RefSeq and is a predicted model, not a curated record.